AUGGCCACAAGUGGCGAUAAUAAAAAAGUAGAUGAGAGUACUAUUAAUGAUUUAGUAAAUGUGGGAAAAGUAGGAACGUCAUCGGAACAAUCAGUUACCAUCAACGAUCCGGUCAAAGUUACGAUUACAGUUGUGCAAGCUGAUAAAGAUGAUAAGACACAAGCACAAUCUUCGUCAUCAUCAUCAGCAGCGACAACAAGUACCAAUAAUGAUUUAAACACUUUGGGAAAAACUGAAGGCUCUUCAGGAACUCAAUCUAUUAUUAUUAAUGAUCCUGUAAAAGUAACUAUAACAGUAACACAGGCCGCUUCAGAAGAUAAACUAGCAGCAACAGCGCCAGCUCCAGCAGCACAAAUCAUAACUACACAAACAACAUCGACAACUGUAGAAGAGGAAGUGUCCGAUCCUGUGACUAUAACACCUAAAACAAAUAAAACUACCGAUGAAGAGAAGUUGUCGACGGCAGCACCAAUUGUGGAGGAGCCCGACGCAGCAGCAGAGAAAGUGAAUGAAGAAACGACGACGACGACAACAACAACAACAACUGGUCCAUCAAUUGAAGAAGUUAAAGAAUCGACACCUGUUGAUGAAAAUAAGAAAAUAGAAGAGAAAACAACAACGUCACCUGACACUUCUACCGAGGACAAGAAAGAAGAAGCAACACUGGACGAGAAGAAGGAAACUGAACCAGCGUUAGCUGCUGCUGCUGCAGCACCGGCUGAAGAAGUCAAACAAGAGACUGUAACUGAAACUACCACUGAAGAAAAGAAAGAAGAAGCACCUGCUGCAAGCAUUCCACCAGCUGAAGAAGUUAAGAAAGACGAAACCAAGACCGAAACUACCACCGAAGAGAAAAAGGAAGCUGAACCAGCGUUAGCUGCUGCUGCUGCACCACCUGCUGAAGAAGUCAAACAAGAGACUGUAACUGAAACUACCACUGAAGAAAAGAAAGAAGAAGCACCUGCUGCAAGCAUUCCACCAGCUGAAGAAGUUAAGAAAGACGAAACCAAGACCGAAACUACCACAGAAGAGAAAAAGGAAGCUGAACCAGCAUUAGCCGCUGCUGCUGCACCGUCUGCUGAAGAAGUCAAACAAAAGACUGUAACUGAAACUACCACUGAAGAAAAGAAAGAAGGUGCACCUGCUGCAAGUAUUCCACCAGCUGAAGAAGUUAAGAAAGAUGAAACGAAGACUGAAACUACCACAGAAGAGAAGAAGGAAGAAGCACCAUCUGCUUCAAAUGCCCCACCCGCCGUAGAAGUUGUAAAAGAAGAAACCAAAACUGAAACUACAAUUGAAGGUAAAGACAAAUCAGUAUCUGAAGAUACAAGUAAAUCCGGAGACGCCAAGACAGAAGAAGUAUCCCAAGCAACUUCUUCUGCAUCAGCAACUCAGGAAACACCAAAAACAGGAGAAACAACAAGUGUUACUUCUACAGAAACCAAAACCGAAUCUGAACCCGCUUUAGCUUCUUCUGCGCCCGAUGCAAAAGAUGCUAAAUCAGCAGCAGAAAACACAACUAUCACUGACGAUAGUAAAAAAGAAGACGAAUCUAAAUUACAAGCUGCUCCAGCUUCGGAAAAAGACGAUAACAAACCAAAAGACGUUGACUUUCCCAUAGUGAAAGACAGCGCGAAAAAUCUCACAGAUUUUCAACGCAAGAAAGCUGAAUACUUUUUCAAUGUUAAUUUAGAUAUUGAAAAUAAAAAAUAUGUAACAUGGGAUGAUGUUGAAUUUUAUUUAUUGUUUCAUGUUACUGCUGCUGGAAAGGAAGGUGCCGACGGUGGUGAAUUAGAAAAACGAUUAAGUCGAGCUGCACGUGCUUUUUGGGAACAUAUUCAUGAUCAAGUACCAUCAUCCGAUGGAAAACGCGAUAAAGUCACAUUAGAACAAUUUCUUGAUACAUGGGCUAGUCUUAUUGAUUAUUUUUUUAAAAAUGGUAAACUACCAUCGUUAGUUCAAGAUUUAGUCGAUCUUGGUUUCGAAUUAUACUCAAAAAAGGAUGGUGACGGUACAUCAUCAUCGAUUCCUGCAUCAUCGUUUGACCAAUUGUUUCAAAAGAUGAAUCUUGAACCUCGGCAUGCAUUGGUAGCAUACACAUUUCUCACAGAAAACGGUACAAAACCAUUAGAUGCUGAUAAAGUUAAUUCGAUCGUUAGAGCAGUGAUUACAUCGUCUGAUGAUGUACAUAAUUCACGCUUUCUCCUACCAGGCUUCGCCAACACGAUUACCACUAAACCUACUGAAAAGGAUGCAAAACAAGAAACACCAGCUGCCGAUAAAGAUACGGCUGAUAAAGAAGCACCAAAACCUUCUCAACCGGAGCAACCUAGUGAACCGAAAGAAGCACCGAAACCGUCAUCAGAACCAAAUGCUGCUUCAACCAAUCAACAAAAACAACAACAGCAAGCAGGCACACCUCAAACACCAAGUGGAUCGGCUAAAACACAACAGACUCCAACCAGUCCACAACAGCCAGGUAAGCCACCAUCUCCAGGUGCUCCAGGUGGCACAGUUCGACCGCCUCAAUCACCAACUCGUCCACAACAGCCACAGCAACCAGGUAGACCAUCGCAACCAAAUGGUGUACAAAGCUACCAACAGCAGCAGCAACAGCUACAACCAGGCGCACGACUAACACCUCAACAACAAAAAGAUUUCAUCAAACUACAGGAUGAUAAUAUCCGUCGCUUGUUAAGUUAUUAUCAUUUGGAUGAUCGUGAAGUCGUCGAAGUAGAUGAUGGCCCAGCACAUCGUUUCCUUCUUGUCCAUCCCGAACGACCUUUACCACCUUACGUUCAGCAAAAUAAACAAUUACUUCAACAGCUACAAGGCGGUCCAACUAUUCUUUCACCACCUGCUCUUCCAUCUGGACAACAAACCAGACCAGCUCCAACGCCAAGCCAACCAGCUCCUGGGCGAGAAACGCCUUCGGACGAUGGCAAACCAAAAGUUACUUUAGAAGAACGUUUAGCCAGUGGUGAAGCUCAAAAAGGUCCAACGAUACCAUUACGUAACUUACAACAACAAGGUACGGAAGCACCAACAGCUAUACGUCAAGUUUAUCCACCAGUAAGUGGAUCACAACAACAACAACAGAAAACUCAAGCUGGAGGCUACGGACAACAAACUCAAGUAGAGCAGCCAAAACAAGAAGAACAAUUGAAAGAAGAAGAGCCACUAAAACAAGAAGGACCAAGUAAAUCGGAAGAACAAAAGAAGCCUGAAGAACAAACUAAGUCGGACGAAUCCUCUGAAACUAAGGUGUCGUCUUCCUCAUCCGGCCAAACAGACGAGAAGAAGGAAAUAACUAAAGAAGAUGAGGAAAAAAUCGUCGAAAGUGUUUUAAAACAAAUGACACCCAUUGUUGAACAACUCGUUGCAGCUGAAGUUCGACGUACAUUGUUAGCUAAAGAAGGUGGUCAGGAUGAUGACAAUGAUUUUGUUCCAUUUCCAUUCAUGUUCGGCGGCGGACCUAUGCCACCACCAGGAGCUAACUUUGGUGGAGUUUCAGGCGGUGCUGCAUUCAUUCCUCCCGAAUUACUCAUGUCAAUGAUGAGUGAUCUAGCACGAGGAGGAGUCGCGGGAGAUAUGCCUGAUUUCUCAGCAAAUGCACCCCCACGUGGUCCAGGUGGUGCACCAGUAGGUGUAGGAGGCUUUAUGAUGUUCGCCGAUGAUUCUCAAAUGAUGGGCGGUCAACCCCCACGUCCUUAA
Molecule: messenger RNA, 3714 nt
Organism: Adineta ricciae
Lineage: Eukaryota; Metazoa; Rotifera; Eurotatoria; Adinetida; Adinetidae
Source: the annotation of a GenBank genome assembly